Molecule: messenger RNA, 5239 nt
Organism: Vitrella brassicaformis
Lineage: Eukaryota; Vitrellaceae
Source: the annotation of a GenBank genome assembly
GGAAGAAGAGGCUGCUGGUUUGUGUGAAUGAAGAUGGUGGACUCCUGUUUCUGGCGCGUGGUGGGUAUGAAGGCCUCAUUGGUGUGGGGAGUGGUUGCUGUAUUGGUGCUGGAGGGGUGCAGGGCAGCCAUGCAGAUGCAGGCAGCAUCAGAUUGGAGGCGGAGAGCACCGCGUCAUCAUGCAUUCCUCAGACCGAUGCACAGGUGAGAUGGAAUGGAUGCAUCUUCAAUGGAUCAUCGAGAUCAUGUCACGCAUCUGUCGCAACGUCUGUCUAUCUGUAUGUCUACUGCUGUGCUGUGCUGUGUGUGCAGAGGUUUUGGGCAGCCCAUGCGACCAUUACGUGGCGCGAGGCUGCGGCGGCAUCCCUCUCCCUCCCCCUCUCAUGGUUACUUGGUAGCUCCUUGCUCCAUCACCAUGCAGUCAGCCACCGUCGUGGCACCCGACACACAGGUUGGCAGCAGACAGACAGACAGACCCUGUGGAUCGGAUCAUUGUUUGUGUGAUGUGUGUGUGGUUAUCGGUGGUUACGUGUGGUGUCAGGUGAUACGUGCGACAGAGGAUGCCAACUCCGCAGAGGGUCACUUGAGGGAAAACUGGCUCAAGACACCCCUGCCGUUCAACCCCAAGGUCAAGUCAACAUGGCACAUGGCACACAUCACAUCACAUCCACACACGUCAACUCAACACGGACGCAGCGCACGCCCCGGAGGGAAUCCAUGCAUUGCAUUGCAUUGCAUUGCCUGCCUCCAUUCAUUGAUUCCUUCAUCAGAUUCGCCGCGGUCAGCUGGCCAACGGUCUCAAGUACAUCGUGAUGCCCCACGGCUACCCUCCAGGGCGGUUCGAGGCCUAUCUGGAGGUCCAUGCCGGCAGCGCAGACGAGCUCGAAUCGCAGCAGGGCAUGGCACACCUAUGCGAACACAUCGCAUACAUGGGCAGCACGUAAGACAAGACAGACAAGACGCCACAAUGGCAGAUCAUACAAACCACACCAUGCACUGCAAUGCACACCACACACGUCGCUCCCUCUCUCUCCUUGUCGCUCUUCAGGAAGCGUGAGGCCAUUUUGCGCAAGACGGUCAACACCAACGCCUACACGGAUUUCCACCAUACGGUCUUCUUCGCGUCUUGCCCCGUGGUGGAUGAGGAGCUCAACCUCUACGGCCUUAAAGGCAAGCAGAUGGUGUCCAUGAUGCCCAAGGCACUGGAGGCACUGUAUGACGUCCUCGAGGGACCCACACAGUUCAGCGACAAGCGGGUCAACAAGGAGAGGAACGCCGUCCUCUCGGAGGCCUCCAUGGUCAACACCGUCGAAUACAGGUGAGGUGACCGACUGACUGGAUGGAUGGAUGGAUGGAUGGGUGGAUGGGAGGAGGAUGCGCGUGGUGUUUUUUUCCACGUGUUCAUGUCUGUGUGGUGGCGGUGGUGGUACUGUCUCAGGCACGAGUGCCAGACGUUGUCUGUGCUGCAUCGGGAGAACAGGUUGGCUCAGCGGUUCCCCAUCGGCCAGCUGGACCUCAUCCGCAAGUGGACCACCCCAGAGGUCAAGGAGUUCCACGGCACACACUACCGGCCAGACAACGCGUGUGUCUACCUGGUCGGGGACGUCAAUGCUGACGAGGCCGAGGCGGCCAUCCAUCACGUCUUCUCGCGGCUCGAGAAGCCCUUCCGCGAAGACCAGCGGCCGGUCUACAAGGACCUCUACACCAACACACUCAAGGAGCAGUCGCUCUCCUUCCCUCCAAUACACCACCAGUGGCAAUGGGCCACCCUCGUCGAGGGCGGGUGGAACAACACAGAGGCCACUGGUGGCACCGCGGCAGUGUCGGGCACUCAGGGGGGGCUGUUCGCCAUGAAGGAGGGGGGCGUGUCAGUGGACUCGCCGUCGAUAUGGCAGCACGAGCUGCUGCAGAGCGUGUCGCUGUGUCUGAUGGUCAAGAAGCCCAUCGAGCCGCUGAGGACACUCAGGGACUACCAGCGGCAGAUGCUGAGGAGGGUGGUGCUGCACGCGCUCUCCUCGAGGCUCACCAUAUUCGGCAGGUGCGACCGACAUACACUCAUAUAUGCUGUUGUGUGGAUGGAUGGCUGGCUGCAGAGGCCGAGGUUUGUUCCAGUAUGUGGAGCUGAGCGAGGCCGACUCGGUGCGCGAGGCGUGCAGGGUGUGCGCCCUCGACAUUCAGACCGACGCCGAGUCAUGGGACGAGGCCGUCAAGGUCGCCGUCCAAGAGGUACGUCACCCCCACACACAAACGCCCUCAUACCCACACUCAUCCGUCUGAGUGUGUUGUGCCCACCCCACCCCACUCAGGUGCGUCGGAUGGGCCUGUACGGCGUGACGGCGAUGGAGCUCGAGUCGGUCAAAAAUGCCUACAUGGCCGAGCUGCAGCGGCUCCACGCCGACCGAGUGCUGUCGACCGACCUGGUCAAGGCCAUCAUGGAGAACGCCGCGUGCGGCCACGCCAUGAUGGACCUCGAGCAGGAGAAGAUCAUCGGCAGCACUCUGCUGCAGACCGCCACACUCGAGGAGGUCAACCGGGAGGCACAGGAGAUCUGCGACUGGCUCAUCGCCUACAACGACCCUGAGAUGCCCGCACCAUCCGGCGUCAUUGCGUGCUUCCCCAUGACCUACCGCGACAGGGAGGCCAAGGCUGAAAAGCCGCUGCAAGUGACGCAGCAGGACAUCCUGAACGUGCUGCAGCGAGCGGCCGACGCUGAGGUGCACCCCAUCUCAGAGGAGGGGCAGGCGCCCGACCGUCUGUUCAGCCAGGAGAGGAUCGAAGAGAUCAGCCGCGCCAACCCUCCCUCGUUCAAGCCGCUCGACCUUCCCAACGAGACGGACCUCGACACAUACCUCAACGACAACGGCAGGCUCUACAAGGAUGACGCGCUCGGCCUCAGGCUGCGGCAGCUCUCUAACGGCAUCAAGGUCAACAUCAAGCAGGCCGCCAUCGAGCGCAAGAGCGCCACGCUGCGUGUGCUCAUCCCUGGCGGCAAGAUGGCCGAGAUCCCUGAGAACGGGGUGAUUGCUGGGGGCAUAUCGAUGGGGGCGCGGACGGUGAUGGAGGGCGGGGCGUUUGGGAACCUGACUCGCGAGCAGGUGGAGAUGUACUGCAACCAAAACCUGGUGGGGGUCUUCAUCGAGUGCACCGACGAGUUCCUCACCAUGGACUUCCUCGUGCCCACCACUGCUAUCACACCGGUAGGUACCCCCACGGCACGCACACAGCCACGACCACCAUGAUCAUUCUGUCGCCUGUUCUCUUGGCCAGGACGGUGUGACGGGUCUCGAGUCGGCCUUCCAGAUCCUGCACGCCAUCCUGACCGACUUCAAGUUCGAGGACGACGCGCUGGCUCGCGCCAAGGGGCACUUCAUCACCGAGUACGACCACUACCACCGCGACUUGGGGGCGAGGUCGGUUGGCGACCUCAUCCGGCGAAUGGCGUCUGACGACAGGCGGUUGCAGUACAGCACACCAGAGGAGAUACGCAAGAUGACACUGCCCCAGAUACAGGCGGCUAUCAAGUCACAGCUCACCACGGACAACAUUGAGGUGGGCGACAGGGCGGGAGACGGCGGAUGUGUCCAUGUGCCUUGGUGCAUGUGGUGUGUGUGUGUGUGUGUGAGUGAGUGAGUGCAGGUGAGCAUGGUGGGUGACUUUUCCAUCGACGAGAUAGAGCGCCUGACGCUCACCUACCUCGGCACGGUCCCGCCGUCACAACAGGACAGCCAACACCCCAUCAGGAAUAUACCAUUCAACUUCGACCAGUGAGUGAGACCCAUCCAGACACAGAGGGCGACAAGGCCAUUCAUUCACACCGAUUCAUUCGUGAAUGCAUGUGUGGGUCAUUCAGGCCGAAGGACAAGCGUCAGGUCGAUGUGCACGUGCUGGACAGCGACCAGAGGGCACUGGUGCAUCUGGCGGGCUUUGGACCCAACCGAUGGGGAUUCCUUCCAGAUGGCGCACACGUCAACGACAAAAUGUAUGGGCACCGCCCCCACACACAGGGGCCACAGAACACAGAGAGAGAGACACCGCACGCCACACACCACACUGCAUGGGAUGUCUUUCAUCUAUCUAUCAGUGCCAAGAGGUCCGUUCCAGGCGGCAAUCUGCUUUUGUUGAUCCAGCGCCCCGGCAGCGACAAGCCGUCCCGCCGCGACCACCCGGCCUUCGCGAGAGUGGCCCUGUCGAUGCUCCAGGACAUCAUCAACAAGCGCAUGUUCUCAUCGGUGAGCACACCACCCACACAAAUGGGGAGAGGAGGACCUGCAUGUGUCUUGCUGUGUGUGUGUGUGUAUGGUGUCAGUUAAGAGAGGAGAAGCAUCUGACGUAUGACGCGUCGUUCGAGUUCAUGAGCUACGAGUAUCUGCCUGGGGGCUUCUACAUGGUUACGGUGCACACCAACCCCACCAUGGCCCAACACGUCCUCAGGGAAGCGCACGCAUCAGUCGAGGAACUCAAGUGCGCAUCCCACGACACACACACACACACACACACACAGACCCUUCAAUCACCUUGUUUGGUGCUGUGUGUGGCAUAUGCAGGGGCAUGCGUCGCAUCCAGUCGUUCCAGGUCGAGAAUGCACGUCGUCAGUUCAUCCACCGGUUCGAGCAGAACAUGCAGAAUGCCCGCAACUGGCUCGACAACCUCUCGGGCCUGCAGCUGCAACAGCUCCCACUCAAGACCACCGCAUUCAUUCGAGACGCACCAAAGGUCGCCACCACCGUCCAGGCCGAAGACCUGCAGGCCAUGUGAGCAAUCCACUGACCCCUCGCGCACACACAGCGCAGCACGCGUGCACAUGUGUCCUGCUGUCUGUCCGUCUGUGUGUCUAUCUGUGUGCAGGUGGGAGGCGCUAUGGGGCAACGGUGAGCAUGUUUGGCGUGGUGUGGGCAUCAGCGGUCCGGUGCCGACAAAGGAUGAGGAGGCGAAGGAGCCCCAGGACAUGCAGCUGGCACUCACGGCACCCAAGACCAGCAUGGGCAGGAGAGGGUCCACCGUAAUGGUCGACUAACGCUCAUAGCGAUGAUAUGCAUUCAUGCGUUGCAUGAGUUUUUUGUCGCUGUGUAUGCGACUGUGUGUCUGAGUGAGUGUGACUGUGUGUGUACGGCCCUGUUGGUUUGUGGAUGCGUCGAUAAGCCAUCAGGCCAUCUACUGCCGGUCUCUCUCUGUCUGUGUGUGCGACGAUGAGUGCCAAUCGGUGAUAUGAAACCUCACACCCAUCAUCCAUUAACUUCUAG